Meloidogyne enterolobii is the source of this 1129-nucleotide messenger RNA. The record is from the annotation of a GenBank genome assembly. NCBI's taxonomy places the organism in Eukaryota, Metazoa, Nematoda, Chromadorea, Rhabditida, Meloidogynidae.
GGGUAUAUUUAAUUAUUGUGAUAUUUAUUUAUUGUACAUAAAGCUUCAAAAUAUGGAUAUAUCUUUAAAAGAAAAUAGUUCUGGAAUUACAAAAAUUAAAAUGGAAAACAACAAAGAUGAGGCGGUAGCUAAACCAACAGCAACUGAAUUUUCUUUGUUUGAUAUUCUAAUUAGGCUUAUUGUUUCUAUUUUAGUUGGCCGGCCAGUUCAAAAGAAAAACCCCCCGGAUGCCGGCUUCCUCACCUUUUUAAACAUUUAUUUUUUCCCUUCAGGUAUUGUUGGCUAUCACUUGAGACGAUUUUUUCCAAUAACUCUUCGUGGAUUCUUUUGCCAGGAUUUUUCUAUUCGAUUUCCUUAUCGCGAUUCAACUGUUGAGACCAAUACUAUUUUUUAUGUUUCUAUUGCAAUUCUGGCUGUUUUGGUAUUUGUUGGCGAGUUCUUUAUUAAUAAGCCGAGGGAUCCGACCAAUCCUGAAUUCUGGCAAUUGGACGUUUUAUUGUGGAAAUUGUUACAAUUUGGAGGAUUUACAACUGUUUGGAUGUUAGGUGCCGGAAUCAAUUUUCUGUUAUUUAAUGUUAUCAAAAUUUCUGUUGGCCGUCUCCGUCCAAAUUUUAUUGCAAUGUGUCAGCCAUAUACCAACGUGACCAAUGCUAAGGAUUGCUUAAUUAAUAAUUCAAAUUAUUUUUUUCCUGGCGAUUUAUUUAAAUGUAACAAAACAAAUGAUAUGAAUAAUCCAAGAAUUGUGGAUGGGAGAUGUAGUUUUUAUUCUGGACAUUCUGCUCUUUCUAUUUAUUUUGCUGUGUUUAUUAUCUUAUAUACACACAUUCGAGUUUUCUCAAAAAGUUUUGGUUCUUUUGCUGCUCCAAUUCUUCCUCUUUUAAUUGUUUUAUAUUCAAUAAUUAUUUCUCUUGGAAGUUUUGUUGCUGUUUCGCGAGUUUUUGAUCAUAAACAUCAUCCAUCCGACGUUGCUGUUGGUUUUUGUGUUGGUGCAGUUAUCGCCAUUUUAUCUGUAUUUUUUCAUAGAAAUUUCUUUUUUUCUGCUAGAGAAAUGAAGAAGAAGGAUGUUGGUAAGAAGAGUAGUAAUAGUGUUGUGGAAGUUAAUAUUAUUUCUGAAAAUACUCGGGUUUAG